CCCCAGGAGCUGGUGGUGGCUCUCAGUCAUCUGGUGGUCCAAUAUGAGAGUAAUUUCUGCACGGUGGCCCUGCAGUUCAUGGAGGAGGAGAAGAAUUAUCAUUUACCAUCUCCGGCUUCUACGGAGGCCGGCAACCUGACGCCAGUGCGGGAAGCUCCCAGCACCCCUCGCCUGCGGUCUGUCAGUUCUUAUGGCAAUAUCCGAGCCGUCACCACACCUCGGAACCUCAACAAGUCUCUGCAGAACCUCAGCCUGACCGAAGAGGGAGGGGGCGGUGUAGCAUUCUCCCCGGGGAACCUCAGCACCAGCAGUAGUGCCAGCAGCACCCUGGGCAGCCCAGACAACGAGGAGUACAUCCUGUCCUUCGAGACCAUCGACAAGAUGAGGCGGGUCAGCUCCUACUCCUCGCUCAACUCGCUGAUAGGUGUGUCCUUCAACAGCGUGUACACCCAGAUAUGGAGGGUCCUCCUUCACCUGGCUGCAGACCCCUAUCCAGAGGCCUCUGACCUCGCCAUGAAAGUCCUCAACAGCAUUGCCUACAAGGCCACCAUGAGCACCCGGCCACAACGCAUUCUGGAUGCUGCAGCCCUGACGCAGUCUGCCCCGGCCAGUCCCACCAACAAAGGCAUGCUGAUCCAUCAAGUCGGGGGGUCGCCUCCAACUCCAAGUGCCAGCAGCUCCAGCCUUACCAACGACAUGACAAAACCUCCAGCCAAUCGGGAGCUUCCUUCCAACCGGCCAGCCAAUGUGGGGACAGCGAUGGGGGUCCAGUACACCCCCCAUUCCCAUCAGUUCCCCCGCACCCGUAAGAUGUUUGACAAAGGCCCUGACCAGACUGCUGAAGAUGGAGACGACGCCAUCGUCCAUAAAGCCUUCAUCUCGGGUUCUCUGCAGACCGGAUUCUGUGACUGGAGUGCCAAGUACUUCGCCCAGCCGGUGAUGAAGAUGCCCGAAGAGCACGAUGUGGAGAGCCAAGUCCGCAAGGAGCGAGAAUGGAGGUUCCUCCGCAACUCCAAGGUCCGGAGACAAGCACAGAGUCUCAUACAGAAAGGUGUCACCAGAUUGGAUGACCAGAUAUUUAUUAACCGUAACCCUGGCGUUCCCUCCGUUGUGAAGUUUCACCCGUUCACCUCCUGCAUCGCCGUGGCUGACAAGGACAGUAUCUGCUUCUGGGGGGAUUGGGAGAAAGGAGAGAAACUGGACUACUUCCACAACGGGAACCCGCGCUACACACCCCCGCAUCACCGCCAUGGAGUACCUGAACGGACAGGACUGCUCGCUGCUACUCACCGCCACAGGUAGGUGUGCAGGAACUCGGCCAGCUUGGAGUACCUGA
Staurois parvus is the source of this 1336-nucleotide messenger RNA. Lineage: Eukaryota; Metazoa; Chordata; Amphibia; Anura; Ranidae. The record is from the annotation of a GenBank genome assembly.